Molecule: messenger RNA, 2337 nt
Organism: Plasmodium adleri (nom. inval.)
Lineage: Eukaryota; Apicomplexa; Aconoidasida; Haemosporida; Plasmodiidae
Product: sodium/hydrogen exchanger, Na+, H+ antiporter, putative
Exons: 1
Coding region: 1-2337 (778 amino acids)
Biological process (GO): proton transmembrane transport
Cellular component (GO): membrane
Molecular function (GO): sodium:proton antiporter activity
Source: RefSeq, a predicted model, not a curated record
AUGACUUAUGUAGAGACGAGUAGCUUAUAUUAUGGAAAUGAAAAAAAGGAAGGUAAUAUAAAAGAGAAGAGAAGAAUAUACCCAGUUAGCUUAAUUAAAAUAAUAUUGAUUGUAUUAUUUUUGUGUUUGUUUAAAAAGAAUGAUGUUACUUUAUGGAGAGAAAAAUAUAUUUAUGAAUAUAAUAAUAAUAAUAAUAAUGAUGAAACAAAAUGGAUAGCGCCUCUUUUUAGUAUUAAUAAUUUUGUUAAAGAAAAAUGUGGGAGUUUUUUAUAUAUGUAUAUUUUUAAUAUAAAAAAAGAUGGAAUUUUAAAUAUAGAAAAUAUUUUUUUAGAUACAUUUGAUAAUAAUAAUUAUUAUUAUAAUGAUAACACAUGUUAUAUGUCCAAUAAAAGAAAUUAUAUGAAAAUAAAAAAUUUAUGUAUUUUUGGUUAUAUGUCCAAUAAAAGAAAUUAUAUGAAAAUAAAAAAUUUAUGUAUUUUUGGUGAUAUAUCCUCAAAUUUUGGAAAUAUAAAAGAUGUUGAUUAUUCUUUUAGUGAAAGAAAAAGAUAUAGAAUUUUACAAGAAAUAAAAAGAAAAGAUUCGAGAGGAAAAAGAGGAGAUAAAGAGAAAAAUGAAUCAUAUAUUGAAAAUUCAGAUAAUUAUGAUGAUUAUGAUGAAUUGGAUGAUUCAGAUGAUAGUAAUAAAAACCAGAUGCCAACAGCUUCUAACGAAGUUUCUGAAGGUAUAAUAUUUUUUUGUUUUAUUUUCAUUUCAGCUACUAUGUUACAGUUUAUAUUAUCAAAAAUUCAUAAAUUUAAUAUUCCAGUGUCAGUUAUAUGGUUUUUAUAUGGAAUGAUUACAUAUGUGAUAGCUAAAAAUUUCAAUAUGUUUGAAGAGAAUACAUUACAUAAAUCUAUAAUUAAUGCUAGAAAUAUUGAUUCUUCUGUUUUAUAUUUUAUUCUUUUACCAAUAUUAUUAUAUGAAGCUACUCAAGAUAUAAAUUAUUAUGCAUUUAAGAAUUUUUUAUAUGGAGGAAUAGGUUUAGCUGUUGUGGGUGUAGGAUUACAAGUAGGUAUAUUAGGUAUAUUAUUUUAUUAUUCUUUUAUGUAUAGACAAGAACAGAGCCCUUUAUCUAGUAGUUUUUUAUUAGCAUCUAUAUUAUCUUCUACCGAUCCUGUAGCUGUGUUAUCUAUAUUAGGUGUUGUAGAUGCACCGUCAAAAAUAAGUUCUAUGUUUCAUGUAGAAUCUUUAAUAAAUGACGGUAGUUCAGUGUUAUUAUUUCAAUUUUUUUUUUAUUUAACUAUAGGAUAUAAAGCGAAUACAUCUCAAUAUGCUGUGUUGUUUGUAAAAUUAUUAUUUUUAAGUCCUGUUUUUGGUAUUGGUAUGGCUAUGAUUACAUUUGCAUGGAUAAAUUUAUAUAGAAAACAUUAUUAUAAUCAAUGCUUAGCUACAAUAACAAUGUGUUAUUUGUGUUAUUUUGUAUCUGAAUAUUAUUUGAAUUUAUCAGGUCCUUUAUCAAUUGUAUGUUAUGGAUUAUUUAUUAAUGCAUAUGGUCAUAUAGCAUUAGAUGAGAUAGCUCAAAGAAAACAUAAAGAAAUUGUAGAAUUAUUAGCUUUAAUGGGUAAUUCUAGUAUUUUUAUUAUAUCUGGUAUUAUAUCAUUUGGAAUGAUGGAGAAUGUUUUUAAAGAUAAUUUAUAUUUCUUUUUAUAUAUUGCUUUGACAUAUGUAUAUUUAUUAAUAGCACGUACUGUUAUGAUAUUAAUAUUUACUCCCUUCCUUUCAAAAAUAGGAUAUGAAGUUAAUUGUAAAGAAAUUAUGUUAUUAAUAUGGGGUGGCUUAAGAGGUGGUAUUGUAUUAGUAUUAGGAUUACGUAUAGAAGCAGAAAAUAAAAUAAAUGAAAAACUAACAAAAGAAUUAGCUUAUUAUAUAAGUGGUAGUGUAUUAUUAAUACUAACAAUUCAAGGUUUAACAUUUGAAUGGUUAUAUAGAUUUUUAAAUAUAUAUCCUCCUAAUCCUUUUCGUAUUGUCUAUUUAGAAAAGGUUUUAAAAAUGAUUGAUUAUAAUUUUUAUAUAAGAAAAAAGAAUUUAAAAAAUUAUUGGCUAUUUAAAGGAACGAAUAUUUUACAUUUUUCUAGUAAAAUUGUACCUGAGCUAUAUUGGAGGAAGAUGAAUAAAUAUGGUGAGUUCGAUUUAAGAUUACCUGAUAUAUAUACAUGUCUUCAGGAUAUACGUACAUGUGAUAUAUCUUUCUGGGAGAGAGCUUAUGACUCUCAGACUGUUAUAGAAAGUUUCGAUGAUUAUUCAUCUAAUGAAAAAAAAAACAGGACAAAUAAUAAAGCUCAAAAAGUGAAAUAUUGA